Cydia pomonella (codling moth) is the source of this 3904-nucleotide messenger RNA. RefSeq lists its product as uncharacterized. The transcript is spliced from 5 exons. The record is from RefSeq and is a predicted model, not a curated record. The coding region runs from base 851 to 1687 and encodes 278 amino acids. NCBI's taxonomy places the organism in Eukaryota, Metazoa, Arthropoda, Insecta, Lepidoptera, Tortricidae.
AAAGCGACAUGCGGCAGAUAAUAAUCUACUAUAUAGUAGGGUGAAAAUAAGAUGAAAGUCAGUUAGACAUUUCUGUACUGUACUGAUUGCCAAGUAUCUAUAUCAGUUAACUAAAGAGGUUGACAAAUGAUGAAUUAUUACGAAAAUACUAAUUGGAAUCAUAGUCUAUGUAGCGUGACGUCUUUUUUCUUUUAACGGCAUGAAAUGUACGGGCCCUGUAAAUAAUCAAUCAAUUAGAUCAGCUCGAUGUGGAUGGAUCUUAAUACCCACGUCCCGAUUAUAACUGCAAUAUUUUUUGAUUUCGAUGGCUUCCUGCACUUUCCUGCUAUAGAAAUUGCGAUCCGUGGAAAGGAUUUUAAAGUGUUUUCGUUAAUUUAAUAAUGUAUAAAAAUUGUGAAAGUUUAAUUCAGUAUUCUGUAAGGUAUGUUUUCUUUAUUAUAUAUGAGGCAAACAAGCAGACAAAUCGACUGAUAGUAAUCAAUUACCGUUGCGAUUUUUGGCUAUGAUUUUUACCUAUUAUUCGUAAGACAUAAACCAAAUGGUAUGAAAAUAGACAGAUAAGAGAAAAAUAGCAAGAAAAGUACAAAAUGCAAUACAUUUGUAAAUUUAUGUCUAGUGAUUCGGCAAACAGUUUUGGUUUCAGCAUAAUGCUAAAAAUGUCAUCGCAUACCAGCUGGCAUCAACUAAAAAGCGUACACCUCAGUACCGAGUCAGUCUCCACUGCAAACGGACGUCUGUCAGACAAUUUUCCCGUCAAAUUUCGUGACGAAAACAUCGACGAAUGUUCUUGUGAUGACAGUGUUUUCACUUAAGUGUGAUGUGAUGAGACGUUUUCUAAGACUUUUUGAGGAUGUUCAUCUUUGCAGUUCUCAGCUUACUGAUACAAGAAUCGUUACCGCUCCGGAUGGUGCGCGUGUCGGUGCCGGCAUACCGCGUGCGCGGGCAGCCGGCGCAGCUGGACUGCGACUACGACCUGGGCGACGACGCGCUGUACUCCGUCAAGUGGUACCGCGACAACGAGGAGUUCUACCGCUACAUGCCCAAGUUCGACCCGCCCAAGCACGCCUAUAAGAUAGAGGGGAUCAAAGUAGACGUAUCUAAGUCAGAUGACCACAAAGUGAUCCUGCACCAAGUGAUGCUGAAGACCUCGGGGCUGUACCGGUGCGAGGUGUCUGCAGAAGCACCAAGCUUUUCCUCAGCUGCUGGAGAAGGAAAAUUAGAAGUUAUUUAUUUACCAAGGGAGGGUCCAAGAAUAACUGGAAAUGAACGGGAGAACAGAAGAGGGGAUUCAUUAUUUCUAAAUUGUACGUCGGGGAGGUCAUAUCCUGCAGCCGUGCUUAGUUGGGACAUCGAUGGAUUGAAGGUAACAGACCAGGAUCUCCUAGUGAAGUACCCGCCGACGCUGCACGCGCACGGGCUGAUGUCAUCGGCGCUGGGUUUGCGGGUGCCGUUGGGGAAAACAAUGCAGGUGCGGUGCACGGCGCGGGUCGCACCCGCCUGGAAAGAAGGCAGCGAGGCUGUUGUUGGAAACCAGCUGGCGGACAGCAAAGAGGCAAUGUUGCUCGGUGAGACUUGUUUUAAUGUCCAUAACUAUAGUUGUGUCAAUCGUUGCAAACGAGUUUGUAUAAUGUGGAAACAGGACAUCUCUUUCGCCUGUUGCACGCUCUGUUUUAUCUACCUGCCGUAAACUUCCAACGGCGUCAUGUCUCCACUUUUUACAAUCUCGGGCGCAGUGAUUGUUUGAUACUAAUAUUAAUAUUCUAAUUUAAAUACUCUCUAAUGUUGCAAGCACACGAUCUGUUGCCUUUAGUGCUAGACCUGCAUGCAUGGCAUUGGCAUGUGGUUUCAUACCAAGGCUUGGAACUGGUUUUAAAAGUAGCGGUAAAUACCGGUAUAUUUUGGUUUUACUCUAAACUUUCAUAAGAACGCGAACAUCUUAAGAACUUUAUUGUAACCUAAAUUAAGCAGUUUAUUUGACGAGCGACGAGAUGGCCGUCCGGCCUGGUGGUGUACCGUGUAAAUAAAGACACCCACAUAGGAAGAAACCGGUUUUUUUAUUCUAAACCGGUUAAUCGAACAAGAAAUUUAUAAGUAAAAGUAAAGUAAAUUCUUUACUUGCGUUAAAUGUUCUUCUAAAAACUGGUUUAAAUAUAAUGGUUUUACAAACGAAACCGAAAUUAAAACGUUUUACGCCAAGUACAUGAUAACGGUUUGGAAAUUUAACCGGUUUCCGAGCCUUGCUUCGAACAAAUGCAAACCUAUGUGAGCUUCCUGUUAUCCCUUGCUGUUUGACGCCACGCUGCCCGCCCGGCUGAGUUAUGAGGAUUCAUAUUUUCAUAGAAAUUGAACGUCAAUGAUAACAUUGCCACACUUCGUCAUUUGAAAUGCCAUGCAGUUAGUUUGGUCCAACUCUAAUUUGCUUGAAAUAAAAUUAGAAGAGAACGCGGUAAAGGUAAAAUCUUUUAAAACUGUUUCUUUGCCAGAUUAUCCUUUGACUUUAAAUUUACCGGCCUAUGUGUAUAGUUUAAAUUAAUGUAACAGCUCAUUCUGUUAACUGACAGGCCACACAUAGGCGACUGAUCGUCCUACAUUACCUAAACUCGUUAUCUCAUAUUUGCUUGAAAUAUAAUUUGAAAGUAGAGAAAGCGGUAAAAUUUUCGAAACAUUUUUCUUUGUCAAAUUAUUUGACAAUCACGAUAUCAAUUGUUUUUAACAUGAUUUGUUCCAUGCCUUGGAAGAAAUUUCUCCGAUAAUUUAGUUAAAGAUUUUAAGCGCCUUGUUCGGCACUUUGCGAGAAAGUAAUUUCGCUCCGGACGACUAACGCGGGUUGACGGAAAUGGAGCCCAGCUGCGACAACUUCGCAAAACUGUAUCGACGCUAUUACGGGCCUGCUGUCUUUAGCCACUGAUAUACUGAUAUAGAUAAUAAUACUCUUAAGGUGUGGGUUCAAAUAGCAGAGUUUUUUAAAAAUCUUAGCGCUUUUUUAGAUAAUUAUACCGUUGCCAAAAAUAUGAAUAGCAAUCUAGUAACUUCAUCGAUUCGAAACUUGAUUGAACAAUUUUAGCUUGAUAGAAAAAACGAACAAAGGACUACAAUGCUCAUUUAAAAAUUCUUAAAUAUGUUUGUUUAAAAGCUAUUAACAUGAAUAGUGUUUUCAAACAUUUGAGUGUUGAUCGAAGUUAUUGAUUACUUUUUUUGAUAAAACUAACUAAAAAUAACAAUUCAAUAACAAUGAUAUACACGAUCUCGGGCAUGCACGGCCAUCUCAGUGCUCAACGAGUUGCGUUCGUAGAAGCACCUGCCCGCGUAGCCAACAAACCAAUCGUUAACGCUCCGUAUCGUAGCGUAGUCGUCUCUCUCUCUCACUCUUCCGUUUGUUCGGUUCGUUCGAGGGAGGGUUAACGAUUGGCAUGUUGGCUACGCGGGUUGAGCUCCUAGUGCCUUAAUGUAUCGCUAUUGUUGCUUGCUAUUUAGAAGCCAAUUUUGAAAUCCAUCAUUUAAUUGUUUUGAUUCAGAGCGUUAUUGGUACCGAUAUAUAAUAAUAACGGGCCCAGUGUUGGUACGAAUACGCAGCGUUUUCUGCAUAAAACUUGUGCGCGAUGAGACCCCAUGGACUUAGAGUUUCAAUGCCAAAUGGUACUAAAUGGUUGUUUUAAAAUGAAAAUAAAACUAUAGUAUAGUAAGGUGAAAUUCGGCCAAGUUUGCUGCGGACUCUCAAGUAACAACAGCAAGAAAGGUUUUCAUAUUCACACAUCUGUUUUGUUCCAGUGAAGAGCUCAAGCGACGUGUCAUCACCGAGCGUAAUCCUGUUAACAUUAGCCCUGGGCCUGCUCAUCGCGCCGACGCAAUCCGGGACGUGAUAAAUUAUCUCCGGUCUUAUAUUAACAAACGUGAUUUAGGCGAA